CAACAAAGAAGCAGAACAAGAAACAUGCAGGCUGACUGAAAACCCUCUGUUCAACUCAGGAAGCAGCACCACUUGCUCCAAAGUUCUCAAAACUUGUUUCCACUUGGUGAAAUCUGUAUUGAGGAGCAUGUAAUGGGACAACUAACAAACAGUCUAAGAAAAGAAAAACAUGGAGCUAAAUACUGAAGGUGUGAAGAUUUGCAGCUAGACUUCUCAGCUGAUGUACUUCUCUAAUGUCUAAAGUGCAGAUAGCACAUGGUGUCUGAUGAAGUCCAGAUGCUCCUGGAUCUAUCUGCAUGGCAGAUGUACUUUCAGCAUUUUUGCCAUGAGUGGUUUCUGAAUACUUCAGAACUGACAAAUGAGCACUAUAGCCCAAUCUGGAAAGAGCAGCUCUCUAAAUGGCUGCUCUUGGUUCUUGAAUGUAAAAUAUAGCAAGACCUCUUACAAUUAAGGAGAAAGCUGUGCUCCUGAGGAACUGUGCUACUGUGUGCUGAUAAGAAAUCUGCUGUGGAACUACUGCACCUACUUUGUGCCUUUGGAACACAUACAUGAAGUAAGCACUGAGACAAUGGAAAGACCACUUGAGGCUACCAGAAUGGAAAACAGCACCUCUUCCUGCUUUCUCAUGGAAAGAAAGACUCAUGUCAAGAUUAAUAGGAAAGAAGUCAUGCUAGCUAAGCUGAGGAAGAGCUGUUCCUGCACCCCAAAGAAGCUAAAGAACUUUGUCAUGGACUUUCUUCCUGUUUUACGAUGGCUUCCCAAGUACCAGUGCAAAGAGUAUAUUUGGGGGGACAUUAUGUCUGGGUUAGUGAUUGGGAUCAUUUUGGUGCCCCAAGCAAUUGCAUACUCACUGCUGGCAGGUCUGAAGCCCAUUUAUAGUCUUUACACAUCAUUCUUUGCCAACAUCAUCUAUUUCUUAAUGGGUACAUCCCGUCAUGUCUCAGUUGGCAUUUUCAGCUUGAUAAGCUUAAUGGUAGGACAAGUUGUGGACCGAGAACUUCUCUUGGCUGGGUUUGACUUGAAUGAUGAUGCCCCACCAGCCUUGGGUGAUGGCUCUCUGCAGAAUGACAGUCAGUCCAACACAACUGCCUUCAACCUUACAAUCGCAGGGAUGAAUGCUGAGUGUGGAAAAGAAUGCUAUGCUAUUGGCAUUGCUACAGCCUUGACAUUUGUGGCUGGAGUGUAUCAGGUUCUAAUGGGAAUCUUUCGUCUGGGUUUCGUAUCUAUGUACCUAUCUGAGUCUGUACUAGAUGGCUUUGCAACUGGUGCUUCCUUAACCAUUUUAACAGCUCAAGUGAAGUAUCUGAUUGGAAUAAAAAUCCCACGUAGCCAAGGGCAUGGGAUGCUUGUUAUUACCUGGACUAACAUUUUCCGGAACAUUUCUCAGGCUAACCUUUGUGAUGUCAUCACAAGUGCCAUUUGUAUCAUGGUGCUGGUCACUGCUAAGGAACUGGGAGAUCGGUAUAAGCAUAAGCUGAAAUUUCCUCUGCCCACAGAGCUGGUAGUUAUUGUUGUGGCAACACUGGUGUCACACUACGGGAAGUUAAACGAAGUGUAUGCAUCCAGUGUUUCUGGAGCUAUUCCAACAGGAUUUAUUCCCCCCAAGGUACCACAUUUCAACUUAAUGCUGCGAGUCGCUGUAGAUGCUUUGCCUCUUGCCAUAGUCAGCUUUGUCUUCACUGUAUCCCUUUCAGAAAUGUGUGCAAAGAAAUAUGCUUACACCAUCCGAGCCAAUCAGGAAAUGUUUGCUGUGGGGUUCUGCAACAUCAUUCCUUCAUUCUUCCACUCUUUUGCGACCAGUGCAGCUCUAGCAAAAACACUCGUCAAAACAUCUACAGGCUGCCAGACUCAAGUCUCUGGAGUAAUUAGUGCAAUGGUGGUUUUGCUGGUGCUGCUUUUCUUGGCACCUCUCUUCUACUCCUUGCAGAAGUGUGUCCUGGCUUGUAUCAUCAUUGUCAGCCUCCGAGGAGCCCUAAGGAAGUUCCGAGAUGUGCCAGCACGGUACCACGUGAAUAAGGUGGACACACUUGUUUGGGUUGUUACCAUGUCGGCCUCUGCCUUGAUCAGCACAGAAAUAGGGCUGUUAGUUGGCAUUGUUUUCUCCAUGUUAUGCAUCAUUGUUCGAACACAGCGGCCACGGACAGCCCUGCUUGGUCAGAUCCAAGACACCAGCUUUUAUGAGGAUGACUUAGAAUAUGAAAAUCUCUCUUCUGUUCCAAAGGUCAAAAUAUUCCGUUUUGAGGCCCCACUUUACUAUGCAAAUAGAAACUACUUCCUAAAGUCUCUGUACAGAUUGACUAACUUAGAUCCUAACCUAGAAGCUGCUAGAAGGAAGAAAUAUGAGAAGAAGGAAAAGCAGCAUCUGAAAAAGGGAGGUGACACAACUGCUAAUGGACUGGGCAUCGGAGACACCACUCUGCAACUAGUUCCUAAGCAAAUUGAUUUCCAAGCCCUUGUUGUAGAUUGCUCUUCCAUCUCAUUUUUGGACACCACUGGAGUUAAUACUCUAAAGGAAAUCCUGAAAGACUACAAGGACUUAAACAUCUCUGUUCUCCUGGCUUGCUGCAAUCCCUCAGUGAUAGACUCUCUGAAAAGAGGAGGUUACUUUGGGAAAGAUUUUGGAAGUAUGCAGGAAAUGCUGUUCUACAGUAUACAUAAUGCUGUGCGGUUUGCAAAAGACCAAAAGCUUCCAGCAGAUUGCUCAGUUUAAUCCCAUGUCUUCCUUGAUGACUCACUACAGAAGUGACAGACGGGGAAGGGCAGUUUGCAAUAAUUAAAUUAUCAGACACACUGUUGGCUGUGUACAACAAUGGGCCUACAAGCCAUUCUCCCGUGAAGAGCUCUACUGUUUGUCAGAUGCCACAUAGAACAGCCACUGGGGAUGCAGUCCAGGACCAGGAUGGAACAUGUUGGAUUAUGACCUGCACCUUCACUUUAAAAUGCAGGUGAUGUGCAACAGGGCAGUUUGGGAUUGACUUCCUCCUUGUGCCAUGAUCACCCAACAUACACGUCGUACGACUGUUGUGCUGGAAAGUCUGCCCAGUGCCAGCUGACUCUCCCAGUGCUUUAAUGGCUGGUUUGUGUUAAGAGGGUUAAGCCACCUCCAUGAAAAUGCAAUCAAUCUAGCACCUUGGACACAUAAUGGUUUAAAUUCUGGCUUGAAACGCCCUGCCCCUUCCAUCAUUCUAGGUGUGCUCCUAAACAACUCCCACUGCCUGCAUACAAAUAAAAUGUGUAAAAUAUUGUGGAAUGUAGCAUGUCUCUCCACCUUGAUUACACAGGCUUAGUGACACAACCUGCCACAGAGAAGAAACCAUGAUCCGUCACAGGUUCCUCUCAAAACUAUCAUUUCCAAAAAUUAUUGCUGGUGUCACCUGUGUUAUUGGUUUCCAUCUGUGGUAAUUAGUUACUGAAUGUUACCCUAAUGAUGCUGGAAGAAAUAUGACUCUGAUGCACAAUUUUAUAACUAGUAAGAGGAUAAACAGGAUUAAGAAAAAUGAAUGGCUUUAACUGGCAGUCAUACAGCCACCCAGGUAGUUGUACCAUCCUGUAAAAAUAAGUUGCCUCUGGUGGGCGGAUGCAACUCCAAUUCAGGGACACAUAAGGACCAUCAAACAUAAAACCUGUGAUGCAGCACAGCAUUUUCCUCCUACAACUGCCUGCCUGGGUGCAAAGAGAAUCAGGAGAAAAGAAGGUAGGGUGGGAAGGUAAAUCUGUGAUCUGCCUAGAAGGGGAGUGAUGGGUCAGUCAGAACUGCCUGGCUGCUCUUCUCUGACACAAUGCUAAUGAAGAUUUACAGUAGCAUACCUGGGCCAAGUAAAGGGAGUAACGCUUUGUAAGUUGUGUAACCCUAUAUGCUGGAAAAAUUCCACCACUGUUUGUACAUACUACAGACAUUUUGGUGUUGGUUUUUUUUUCCUCCUAUCAUAUUAUUCUUUGAUUUGAGGUCCACUAAACCAUGUUUUCCAGGGCUGGGUUACUUUCUAUAAUAAUUUGCAUUAAUUGCUGUUCAUUCUGCUUUGUGUCAAAUGAUAACCCCAGAGUCAGUUGUGUUGUUACAUAUGCAUAGUCUCCCUUUACAAAUAAGCACAGAUUUAGAUUUUGAUUGUAACACAGCUACUACUCAGUGUUCUGGCCCAUGGCACUGGCAGAACAUCCUCUCUCAUACUCAAGCUUAUAAUUACCUGCAUGAAAGGUAGGACAGCUGCCCUGUCUUUCUCUCCUUAUUCAUGGCUGGUUCACACACAGCACCAAGCAUGGAAGGAAAUUCUAUCACAGCUGUGCCUCUUACAAUUAGCAGACUCUAGAAACAGGUUCCAUGUACGCAGAAGCCAUUUCUCCACUGUGCCAUUUAAAAAAAAAAAGUCAGGUCAACACAUCAUGUGACUUGCUUAUUUCAACUUUUCAGGUCACUGAAUGAAAGAACACUCAAACUGAGGUUCUCCAGGUGCCCCAGAGCCUGUCUGGCUCUCAAGAGCAACUAUUUUGUUAAAGAAAAAGCAGUGCAUUCCCAAAAGGCAAAAUAAAAAAAUGUCUUCACAGGGACUGAGAAUAGCACAAUUAGGUAAGUGAUUCAAUGCUAACAUUUUCAUGCACUCAUUAUAAAAAAGCGUAUCAGCUGCACACUGUUAGUACUGCCCAAGCAGUAAAACCUGACAGAAAUGUCUGUCAGGAGAUUAAAGGAUUGACCAUUGGCAGAAUUUUCCUGCCAUAAAACAAUUUAAUUACCUUAUUCUUUAAAUUGCUGACUUGGUAUGACUUGCUUCUUUCUGUCAUAAAAGCAAACGGGCAGAGACCAAGGACAAAGUAUUGCUUUGUGUCUGCUUUUCUUUGUAACCAUUUUUUGAUGAGGGAGUACCUCUUUUAAGGUCCUUCCAGGGCCUAGCAUGAGGAAGUGGGUUUACAUGAGUUACUGCCAGACAAUAUCAAUAUAGAUAGUCUUAGGCUGUUGCGCCAAAGCAAGCUGUCAUUGGAAGUCAAAUAAAAUUGUUUCAGUACAGAAGAACACACACCCCAGCAAUCUAGACUUCUUUUAACUUUAUGGGUCAAGCUACCAGCUGAGAACAUAAAGGAAAAAAUGCAAAAAAAUAGCCUUAAUUCUAGAUCAAUCUCAUUUUAAAAGGAAAAAAAAAAAAAAAGAAAAAAAGAAAGAGAGAUUCCAAUGGAAGGUGUGUCCUUGCAACAGUCUCUGGAGAAAAAUUAAGAGAGGCUGCCCUUCUCUUAUCCAGCAGGCUGAGAAAUUAGUCAAAAGUCUCUUUUUCACCAUAUUUAUUGUAAGAAUGGCACUGAAGGAUACCUAAGCAAAGAAACUUGGCUCUGCAUAAGAGGCAGGGUAAGCUUUAAGACUUUUACUAGGAAGAAACUAUUGACCAGAAGAAACCAUGAGAACAAUUUUCUGUUUCAGUUUCAUUGGCAGAGCUGGCUCAUGAUCAAGGUGUUGAGCAGGACAAUGUCAAACACAGCAAGCGAACAGCUUUCAGUGCUAUGAUGUAGGGGUGCUGGGAGACUGUAAAUUAUUGCUAAGGAGUAUGUAAAAGUAACUAAAAAACCAAGCCUUUUUCUGGCACAUUUAUGUUUUCUAUACUGCGUUACACCAAGAUUAAGGGUAUGAAGACUGAAAAUGUUAAAGACUGCUGAUUCUCUUCUGUCCUGUUCUACCAUGAAUUGGGUACUGUGACUUGGAGAGAAGCUGGGGAUGGGCUUCUAAUUCCAGCUAGGUUAAUAUCAAUGUUGAAAUAAAAUCAUUAUAUGCCUUUUAGGAAAUGUUAUAUCUAUCAUGUAGAUUGACUAUAUUUUUUUUCACUGUGGUGCCUUGUAUAAAUCAUGUAUCCAACAAACUUUAGUGCUGCUACACAAGAAGAGGAAAGGGUUCUUAACUUGUGGACUGUGUGGGUCCCAUGGCACUGGGCAAAGAGUUGGGAGUCUUCACCUCAAACUCUCCUGUUGACUAGUGCAGCAUGGCCAGAAUGUGUGGUCUAGGUGUCAAAAUGGCUGUAUUUAUUGGCACUGGUAACUAAGAACCAGUGGACUGUCCAGUCCAUGAAAGACAUGUUAGAUUCCCUCAUAACCAUGCAUAUUCCUGUCACAUGACAUAGAGACAAAUAUGUGCUUCUGGUUGGAAAAUAAAACUAGCAGUUCUUUGAAAA
This is a messenger RNA of Aquila chrysaetos chrysaetos, 6146 nucleotides long. It is a transcript of the gene SLC26A1, whose product is annotated as solute carrier family 26 member 1. The transcript has 6 exons. Bases 569 to 2710 code for a protein of 713 amino acids. Lineage: Eukaryota; Metazoa; Chordata; Aves; Accipitriformes; Accipitridae. Gene Ontology annotation, molecular function: chloride transmembrane transporter activity; bicarbonate transmembrane transporter activity; oxalate transmembrane transporter activity. Gene Ontology annotation, biological process: transmembrane transport. The record is from RefSeq and is a predicted model, not a curated record. Gene Ontology annotation, cellular component: membrane.